Monodelphis domestica (gray short-tailed opossum) is the source of this 1257-nucleotide messenger RNA. NCBI's taxonomy places the organism in Eukaryota, Metazoa, Chordata, Mammalia, Didelphimorphia, Didelphidae. The record is from RefSeq and is a predicted model, not a curated record.
AUGUUGCAGCAGAGCAAAAUCCUGAAGGUCAUCCAUAAAAAUAUUGUCAAGAAGUGCCUAGAGCUCUUCUCUGAACUGGCAGAAGAUAAAGAGAAUUAUAAAAAGUUCUAUGAGGCCUUCUCAAAAAACCUCAAACUUGGAAUCCAUGAGGACUCUACCAAUAGGCACCGUUUAUCUGAACUAUUGCGUUAUCAUACAUCUCAGUCUGGAGAUGAGAUGACUUCUUUGUCUCAAUAUGUGUCCAGAAUGAAGGAAUCCCAGAAAUGCAUCUAUUAUAUCACUGGUGAGAGCAAGGAACAAGUGGCCAACUCUGCUUUUGUUGAAUGGGUACGGAAACGUGGUUUUGAAGUAGUAUACAUGACAGAGCCCAUUGAUGAGUACUGUGUGCAGCAGCUAAAGGAGUUUGAUGGGAAGACCCUUGUCUCUGUUACUAAGGAAGGUUUAGAACUUCCAGAGGAUGAAGAAGAGAAGAAAAAAAUGGAGGAAAGCAAGGCAAAAUUUGAAAACUUGUGCAAGCUAAUGAAGGAAAUUCUGGAUAAGAAGGUUGAGAAAGUGACAAUCUCUAAUCGGCUGGUGUCUUCACCCUGUUGCAUUGUGACUAGCACAUAUGGUUGGACAACCAACAUGGAAUGCAUCAUGAAGGCACAGGCAUUGAGAGACAACUCCACAAUGGGUUACAUGAUGGCCAAGAAGCACUUGGAGAUAAACCCAGAUCACCCCAUUGUGGAGACUCUCAGGCAGAAGGCUGAGGUUGACAAGAAUGACAAGCCUGUGAAAGAUCUGGUGGUGCUGCUUUUUGAGACAGCUCUGCUGUCUUCAGGUUUCUCCCUUGAAGAUCCCCAGACUCACUCAAAGCAAAUUUAUCACAUGAUUAAGCGAGGGCUUGGCAUUGAUGAGGAUGAGGUGACAGCAGAGGAGCCCAGUGCUGCUGUUCCUGAUGAGAUUCCCCCACUUGAAGGCGAUGAAGAUGCAUCCCGCAUGGAGGAGGUGGAUUAAAAAGAAACCUCUGCAUAAGACCCCAGCCUCUGUAUAGUUUCCCAUGUUUCCCACAAUAGCAGUAGAGGCCCUGUCCUGCCUGGCUCCAUCUGCCAAUGUCUAGUGGUGUUUUUUCCCCCUUCUGUUUUCCAGUGUAUUAGGGCAGGGCUUACAGGGUCCCUGUUACCCCUCCCCCCAUGUGAGGAGUAGGAUGUUGUGUAUUGUGGGCUGUUUGUUUAUUUUGUUCUGAAAUUAAAGUAUGCAGAAUAAAGAGAAAAAAAA